UUAAUCUUUAGUAAAUGAAAUAAUACUGUUAGGUACGUUAUCAGUUAACGUUGCAUUGCAUUGAAAGUGUAAUACACACAAUAAUUUAAUCUUUUGACACGGUAGCGGCAAGGAAACCAUGAGUACCCAUGAAGAAUAUGUGCAAUGUCCAUACGAUCCAGCGCACACGAUUUUGAAGAAGCGGUUUCAAGUACACUUAGGUCGGUGCCGUAAAAAUCAGCACAAUGCUCCCAAGGUGACAUGUCCUUUCAACGUGACACAUAUCCUUAAUAAGCAGGAACUUGAUUGGCAUGUCAAAAAUUGCCCCAACCGUGCUUCUUUUGAGCAUUACAGGCAUCGAGAAGAAGCAGUUGAACCAGGGAGAGCGACUACAUUAGAAUCAUCAUCACAGGUUUAUCAAUUGGAAACUGAAGAAAAUUGGGAUGACUUGCCGCCCGUGCCCACGUAUGAUCCACAGGCAUAUGCGUCAAAAGCGCCAGUUCUUAGAAAUUUACAAGGACAACCAAAGUCUGUAAAAAAGAAAUUUCGUUCAGAGGAAAGGCGUCGCCUAUUGAACAUUCAUCGAAAUAAUUAACCAUACAAUAAUAUGAACGAUUAUCAAUCAAACAAAACAAGGACUGCGCUUUAAAUCACAAAUACCCUAAAUGCAAAGGGUAAAUUCAAAGAUGAUUGUAAUGGUAAUAUAAUAAUAAUUUUGACUCCAUAGUUAUAUAUACACAAAUUGUAAAAGUUUUCAUGUAAUCUUAAUGUUUUUUAGCAAUGUUCGAAAUUUAAAAAUUUUUAUAUU
Molecule: messenger RNA, 787 nt
Organism: Zeugodacus cucurbitae (melon fly)
Lineage: Eukaryota; Metazoa; Arthropoda; Insecta; Diptera; Tephritidae
Product: gametocyte-specific factor 1 homolog
Exons: 2
Coding region: 119-574 (151 amino acids)
Source: RefSeq, a predicted model, not a curated record